This is a messenger RNA of Notodromas monacha, 924 nucleotides long. The record is from the annotation of a GenBank genome assembly. NCBI's taxonomy places the organism in Eukaryota, Metazoa, Arthropoda, Ostracoda, Podocopida, Cyprididae.
AUGGUUUAUAUAAUGGGGGGGAAUGGAGAGACUCUGUCCAUUAACUUUGUUGACAGUUUUGUUGCGCAAUUUCCCGCCAUUGUGGCGGGAAGGAGGACGAGUGAUAUUGCGAUGCAGUUGGCCAACUUCUUGAAGCCUGGCUCAGUCAAGAAGAUCAACAACACGACGAUGGCCUUCAAGUGUAUGGAGAACAUCGGGGCCUUCUUGCAAGUCGCCGCUGGUUGCGGGGUUCCUUCCACCGAACUCUUCCAAACAGUUGAUUUGUGGGAACGUCAGAAUUUGAACAUGGUCGUCAUCUGUUUGCAAUCUCUCGGACGAAAGAUUAUGGCCAAGUAUGACGAGUAUUUGGCAUCCGAGUGCCUGGAGUGGGUCAAGUGCGUGACCAACGAAAACUUCAGCACAUCUGGCGACCCCGAGAAUUUUCAUGCAGUACUCAAGGACGGACAAGUGUUGUGCAGGUUGGCCAACUUCUUGAAGCCUGGCUCAGUCAAGAAGAUCAACAACACGACGAUGGCCUUCAAGUGUAUGGAGAACAUCGGGGCCUUCUUGCAAGUCGCCGCUGGUUGCGGGGUUCCUUCCACCGAACUCUUCCAAACAGUUGAUUUGUGGGAGCGUCAGAAUUUGAACAUGGUCGUCAUCUGUUUGCAAUCUCUCGGACGAAAGAUUAUGGCCAAGUAUGACGAGUAUUUGGCAUCCGAGUGCCUGGAGUGGGUCAAGUGCGUGACCAACGAAAACUUCAGCACAUCUGGCGACCCCGAGAAUUUUCAUGCAGUACUCAAGGACGGACAAGUGUUGUGCAGCCCCGGAAGAACGUUCAGCGGCGACCAACGCCCCAAGGAAGGUGGCUUGAGAAGUACGAAUGAAGUGAUCAAGGACUCAGUGCAUGAGAUUGCGUACGCUCCAACGCCAUCUCGAAAGAAAUGA